This is a messenger RNA of Momordica charantia (bitter melon), 865 nucleotides long. RefSeq names its product Ku70-binding family protein. Gene Ontology annotation, molecular function: metalloendopeptidase activity. The record is from RefSeq and is a predicted model, not a curated record. NCBI's taxonomy places the organism in Eukaryota, Viridiplantae, Streptophyta, Magnoliopsida, Cucurbitales, Cucurbitaceae. Gene Ontology annotation, biological process: mitochondrial protein processing; mitochondrial proton-transporting ATP synthase complex assembly.
ACAGCGCUGCAGCCACUAUCGAGUUUUCUGAAACUUGAAACUUAGAAGAAUGGCAGAAGAAUCCGCCCCGGAGCCUGGAUCUAAUCGUUCCUAUUCCGCUAUCAACGGUGGCCGGACGAAGGAGGAAUGCGAGGAUAUGAUUCGAAGAAGCCUCCGAACUCCAAUGGUGAAAUUCCUGUUGGAGCAUUUGGAGAAAUCUGGAUGCGGGAUUGGGGAUAAGUUUAUUAAGGCUGUUCAUUGCGAUAAGCAGAUCAGUGGCGGUUAUGUUCGUGGUGAAGGGAUAAUGGUGUGUAGUAAUCACAUGAACAUUCAAGAUGAGGUCAACCAAGUCGUAAUACACGAGCUCAUUCAUGCUUUUGAUGAUUGUCGUGCGGCAAACUUGGAUUGGGCUAAUUGUGCUCAUCAUGCUUGCAGUGAGAUUCGUGCUGGGCAUCUAAGUGGUGAUUGCCACUAUAAACGAGAACUACUGCGAGGUUAUGUGAAAUUACGAGGCCAUGAGCAAGAGUGCGUGAGAAGAAGGGUAAUGAAAUCAGUGAUUGCUAAUCCUUAUUGCUCAGAAGCUGCUGCGAAGGAUGCAAUGGAAGCUGUCUGGGAUGUUUGUUAUAAUGAUACACAGCCAUUUGAUAGAGCUCCCUGAAAGAUAAUCAUGGCCAUUUCAUCUACAGAGAAGAGAACACACAGCUCCAAAUUUAAUGGUGCUAUGCCAGAAAGAGAAACAUGUUUUUUGCCCCAGAAUUUUGGACUGCAUAAAUUAUAGAGUAAGUUCAUUGUCUCGAGCAGUUUAACCGAUUACGAUCGAUGAUUUAAUUUGGAUAUAUAAACUCCCAUUUUUUGCUUGCAUCUGAUCUAGUACCCUUUUCUAAUA